Messenger RNA from Hemicordylus capensis (graceful crag lizard), 2412 nucleotides. RefSeq names its product zinc finger protein 883-like. Lineage: Eukaryota; Metazoa; Chordata; Lepidosauria; Squamata; Cordylidae. The transcript has 4 exons. The coding region runs from base 76 to 1983 and encodes 635 amino acids. The record is from RefSeq and is a predicted model, not a curated record.
GGGGCAGUUGCAAGAGCUCUUCCCUCCAAGCCCAGGUUCUCCCCAUUGCUCUCAGCAAGCAGCCAGUGUUGAGCUAUGAAGAGGGGAAAGUUUCUCCUUGCAAAUACGACUUUUAAAGUCAUAUUUCAACUGCAACAGUGCUCCCCCACAGUGGCCAUAAAUCUGAGGUCUUCUGGAACCCUCUGUACAGGAGGAGAUGGAACCUUACCAAGAGUCAUUGGAGGGCUCAAAGCAAAGGAGAGAGUGGCUGGUUGGACUGUCCAUUCAAAAUUAUCUUCAGGCUCUGACCAGUUUUCUGCAGCAUGUGACAAUUGGAAGAUGAAAAAUGGGGGGAAACCCAGCAGAGGACUGUUAGGAGGUGACAGAUGGAAAAAGAGAAACCAGAAGAGACUAAAACCUGGAGCAGAAGGGAAGAGCAGGAGUGGAUCACCUGCUUCUCAACACGUAAUGAAUCAAGAAAGAGAGAAAAGCCUGUGCCCUCCUCGUAGGAAAGGCUUGAGUCUUGAGCCAAGCUUUGAACCUCAGUAUGAAAUGCACACAGAGAAGAAACUAUGUGAGAGCUUGGAGUGUGGAAAUGGCUUCAGCACAGGUGGAGCUCUUACUCUGCACCAUAGAACUUGCACUGGGGAGAAGGCACAUAAAUGCUCUGUGUGCGGAAAGAGCUUCAGCCGGAGAGGAAAUCUUAAAAAACAUCAUAGAAGCCACACUGGAGAGAAACCACACAGAUGUCUGGAGUGUGGAAAGAGCUUCAGCCAGAGUGAACAACUUACUGUACACCAUAGAACCCACACUGGAGAAAAACCAUAUGAAUGCUUGGAGUGUGGAAAGAGGUUCAGCCAGAGUGGACAUCUUACAUUACACCAUAGAACCCACACUGGAGAAAAACCAUAUGAAUGCUUUGACUGUGGGAAGAGAUUCAGCCUCAGUGGAGAUCUUACAUUACACCAUAGAACCCACACUGGAGAAAAACCAUAUGAAUGCUUGGAGUGUGGAAAGAGUUUCAGCAGUAUUGGACAUCUUGCUGUACACCAUAGAACCCACACUGGGGGGAAACCAUAUGAAUGCUUUGACUGUGGGAAGAGCUUCAGCCGGAGUGGACAGCUUACAUUACACCAUAGAACCCACACUGGGGAGAAACCAUAUGAAUGCUUGGAGUGCGGAAAGAGGUUCAGCCAGAGUGGACUCCUUACAUUACACCAUAGAAGCCACUCUGGCAAUAAACCAUAUGAAUGCUUGGAGUGUGGGAAGAGCUUCAGCCGGAAUGGACAUCUUGAACAACAUCAUAGAACCCACACUGGGGAGAAACCAUAUGAAUGCUUGGAGUGUGGGAAGAGCUUCAGCCGGAAUGGACAACUUACUGUACACCAUAGAACCCACACUGGAGAGAAACCACACAAAUGUCUGGAGUGUGGGAAGAGCUUCAGCAGUAGUGGACGACUUUCAUUACACCAUAGAACCCACACUGGGGAGAAACCUUACGAAUGCUUAGAGUGUGGGAAGAGGUUCAGCUGGAGUGGACAGCUUACAUUACACCAUAGAACACACACUGGGGAGAAACCUUAUGAAUGCUUGGAGUGUGGGAAGAGCUUCAGCCGGAGUGGACAGCUUACAUUACACCAUAGAACCCACACUGGGGAGAAACCUUAUGAAUGCUUGGAGUGUGGGAAGAGCUUCAACCGGAGUGAGUAUCUUAAACGACAUCAUAGAACCCACACUGGGGAGAAACCAUAUGAAUGCUUUGACUGUGGGAAGAGCUUCCGCAGUAUUGGACAACUUACUGUACACCAUAGAACCCACACUGGAGAGAAACCACACAAAUGUCUGGAGUGUGGAAAGAGCUUCAGCAGUAGUGGACGACUUUCAUUACACCAUAGAACCCACACUGGGGAGAAACCUUAUGAAUGCUUGGAGUGUGGGAAGAGCUUCAGCCGGAGUGAGUAUCUUAAACAACAUCAUAGAACCCACACUGGGGGAAAACCAUAGUAAUGCUUGGAAGAGCUUCAGCAGGAGUCAGUCUCUUACUAGGCAUCAUAGAAUCCACACUGGGGAGAAACUAUUUAAAUUGCUUUGUGUGUAGAAAUAUCUUCAGAUGGAAUGAAGAACUUAUUAUACAUUAUAGAAACCAUGCUUCCAUUGUGGAAAUGGCUUCAGGAGGAAGCAAUGCCUUAUUGCAUAUGUGCAAACUCAUACAUAUGAUAAAUCAUACUAUGAAACUGCAUGAAAAUAUACUAUGAAACUUCAGACAAGCCUGGGAAACUUCCUCAUUUGUGUAAAAUAUAAAACCUAGUAAGAUUUCUCCUUUUGAUUCUUUAUUUUUCCCUUGUUGCUUUUGACAUGUCUUGGGAACCAGUGUUGUCAGAUGUGUAUUUUGUGUCCGUGUUAUGUAUAAAUUUCCAUAAUUAGCUCAGUUAA